GCGGCCGCCGUAGUUGUUCUUCCAACUUCCGCUUCCCUGUCGUCGCCGCGCAAACACAAUGGCGGAAUAUUCCAGCGUUAAAUCGACCAAAUUGGUUCUGAAGGGACAGAAUAAAGGGAAAAAGAAGAAGGACAAAAACAAGAAGAGAAAGGCAGCAGAUAACCAAUCCAAAUUGGAUGUUGUCGGCGGUUGGUGGGCCGUCCGACAUUUUGGCGAGAUCAUGGGCACGGUCGCUAUUGAGAUGCACAACAAUUCCUACAUCCACGCCCUGGACACGGGGCUUUUCACAGUUGGUGCGCCGCACCAAGAGGACGAAGGACCAGACCCCCCUGAACAGUUCACUGCAGUCAAGCUCUCUGAUAACAGAAUAGCUUUGAAGUCGGGCUACGGGAAGUACCUGGGUCUCAAUGCAGACAACUUGGUGGUGGGCCGCUCCGAUGCCAUUGGAUCCAGAGAACAGUGGGAGCCCGUUUUUCAAGAGGGCAAGAUGGCGCUCCUGGCCGCCAACAACUGCUUCAUCUCGUACAGCGAGAGCGGUGACAUCGAGGCCACGAGCAAGACGGCGGGCGACGGCGAGAUGGUGAAGAUCCGCUCGUGCGCAGAGCGAGACGCGAAGCCCAAAGACGACAUCGCCGACGAGGACCGAGGCAACGUCAAAUCCUGCGAGCUCAAUUACGUGAAGAAGUUUCAGAGUUUCCAGGACCGUCGCCUGAGGGUGAACGAGGACGAGCCGUCGAUGCUGAAGAAAGCCAGACUCGAUGGAAAAUUUCACGAGGCUUUGCUCGACAGGAGGAGCAAAAUGAAAGCUGAUCGAUACUGCAAGUGAACUGUUUUGGAGGGGGGUUUUGUUGUUUUUUUGGAGGGGGGAAUUAAUAAACAUGUUGUGCCCAUUCGUGUAUUAUGCAUAAUUUAUAUUUAGAAAUCAAAGAUUAAAAAGUAUAUCCCACAAACAUAUGAUGGGAAUAUUUUGUAACUCCGCGUGAGUGUAUGGUUCAUGGUGGGUCAAACAAAGUAGGUGGCUUCAAUGUCAAACACCUCAGCGAAUAUUCGGGGCCAUUUCACAUAUUCGCAUCAACUUUGCUCUUUUGGAACGCUGCCAUAUCUUGGUAAGGGUUGUGCACGUGUCACGCAGUGCAUUGAGGAGAUCAUGAAAGGAAAUGAAAAGUUAUUGUGGAGCUAAACCCAAGUCAUGUGCUCCACUUCCACGUAGAAAGAACCAUCAGAUUGGCAAGUGCGUUUCAAAGGAUUGUUUCAUUGCAAGCAGUCCCAUGUCUUUUUUUUUUCAGCGCAAUUUUUACAGUAGUACAAAUUCAGACCAUUUUUAAUAGUCUGUAUCCAUGUUACCAAAAAUGUGUUUCAUACUUGUAUGUACUGAUGUUAUUUUUUAAAUCUAAAUAAUACUUGUCUUUACUUUUAC
Messenger RNA from Hippocampus comes (tiger tail seahorse), 1417 nucleotides. RefSeq names its product FSHD region gene 1 (gene frg1). Gene Ontology annotation, molecular function: actin filament binding. Lineage: Eukaryota; Metazoa; Chordata; Actinopteri; Syngnathiformes; Syngnathidae. The transcript has 10 exons. The coding region runs from base 59 to 826 and encodes 255 amino acids. The record is from RefSeq and is a predicted model, not a curated record. Gene Ontology annotation, cellular component: catalytic step 2 spliceosome; striated muscle dense body; nucleolus.